This is a messenger RNA of Penicillium argentinense, 2271 nucleotides long. RefSeq lists its product as uncharacterized. Gene Ontology annotation, biological process: peptidyl-L-cysteine S-palmitoylation; protein targeting to membrane. Lineage: Eukaryota; Fungi; Ascomycota; Eurotiomycetes; Eurotiales; Aspergillaceae. The record is from RefSeq and is a predicted model, not a curated record. Bases 1 to 2271 code for a protein of 756 amino acids. Gene Ontology annotation, cellular component: endoplasmic reticulum palmitoyltransferase complex; extrinsic component of endoplasmic reticulum membrane. The transcript is spliced from 4 exons.
AUGCGAGAGAGGACGGGGUAUAUCGGAGACGACGAGACUAAAGGCAAAGCAACACUGAAUCAGCAAUCGAGACAAAUCUCCGACAUCCUGCUGACACCAUUUGCCGAAACAAUCCGAUCCAAAUCCUAUGUCAUCUUCUCGAUAUCCAAUCCACUGACGGCCUUCCCCCUCACGGUCCUCUACUACCUCUCCCAACGGAAAUCCGAGUCCGCAAGACCGACUGUUUCUGUUCUGGCGAAGUCACCGACCGAGGGACCGGCAGGGUCUACCCGUGCGGACAGGGAGGUAAAUCUGCACAAGGCAGACAUCGAAACCGUGAACAUCGCGCGUUUAUUCGCAACCUGGCCCAUCGAGGCAUCCAAGCUCUCUCGAAAGGUGUUCCAGGAUUACGUAGAGGGCGGAUCUCAGAUCAUGCAUAUCGGCACGCAUAUGUCAACCCGCGCAACCCCUUGCUUUCAUCCAUCUCGACCGGACAGGCCCAGGAGUUCCCUGUUGUGGACAUCCUGUCUGAGCGGAUUCGGUAAGGGCACCCUUGAGAGUGAAGUGCUGGGAUUCUCUCAUAUUGUCUUGAGCACAGGGUGCCAGGCAUAUAUUGGGCCGUUGUGGAAAUUAUGUGAUUUUGGAUCGAUGCUUCUCAUGACAAUUUUCUAUCGGCAUUUGAAAAAGAGACCUCAUGUAGCUGUGGCCGAGUUGGUGCGGCAAGCGCAGCUGGAUCUUCUUUGUCUUGACUGUGGAGCGGCCGAGGCUCUGCUGGAUGAGAUUGUGAGCAAGUGGAGCUCGAGCUCCGAGGAAGAUGGGUCACAUUGUCCGGCGGAAUUUGUGCUGGAUGUCAAGUUUCUGUUGUUUACGCUGAAGAUGAUUAUGGGACAGCUGGACUGGAGUAGUCCAUUCUACUGGGUGCCGUUCACGCUGGUUGGAUAUGGGGGUUUCAGAGUCCUGCGCGAGCCCCAGGCUCUCUUCCUCUGUCCGAUCUCUUCGUCUCCGUCUUCUGGUCGAUCCGAUCGCGUCUCCGGGGUUGAAACACUCGCUCAGCAACCCGCGGACUCCGCCGAUCCCACGCUCCUUUUCCACCGUUCGCUCGGUCCCUUCAAAACGGCGUCCUCCACGGCUCGAUCCAGGGAGGUUGACCACCGCUCCCGCUUGUCUUCUGCUGUAGGAAUUCCUCGAGGGAAUCCUCCACAUCUUUCUCGUGCGGCCGAGCCCUCGACCUCCCUGUGCGCGAGUGUGGUGCCCAACCUGAACGUGAACCUGGGGAAGGCUUCCGCAGCUGCACUCCGUCGCCCGCCCGCCGUCCGCCUCGCCAACCCCGUCAACCACGUCCCUCGCAUCACCCCCAUCACCCUCCCGCCCUUCGAGUCCAACGAGAGCCUCCCGUUGGGCCCGCAAUCGCCGCUGCUGAGCGUCCCCGAACGCCGCCGAAGUCGCCUGACCCCCUCGCCGUCCAGUCUCCUCGUCGAGCGCAGUCAGGGCGAGACCGACAGCGGCCGCACCAGCAUCGCCCUGCCUCCACGCCACCGGCGCAGUGAGCAGUUGUCCCCGACAUCAAUGGCCGCAGCGUUCGCCGGCAGUGCGGCCCGCGAGGUCGAGAACCUGCGACCUCCCGAGGCCGUUCAUCUGGCGUCCGAUGGCACCCGCCGCGACAACCAGCCGCGACAUGCUCAGUCCCAGACCUCCCUGCGAUCGCAAUCCCAGAUCGCCUCCAUUCCCUCCAACACCGGCCAGGCCCCCGCAGAUGUCGCCGAAGAACUGGCCUGGGGUCCCGCGCACCCCUGCUACCCUCACCUCAACCCCCACGUCCCCAUCGGCUCGCGCGAGUACCUCACCACACGAGUCAUCCGUAUCCGCCGCGACUGGAUGGUGAAGGGCGACUUGGCUCCGACCUUUUCCAAUCUCUACCCCGAGAUCCUGGACCCGUUGCUCUCCGAGCAGGAGUUCCGGAAGGUGAUUGCGACAGUCAACAAUGGCGUUGUCAAGGCAUUCGACCCGUUCAGCCUGCGCAAUUGGUUUGACGGGGCCAUUGGCCUCUUGACUGGCUGGGUUUGGGAUGACAUGAACGCCCCCGGCAUCAAAGGCGAGCUGCAGCAGGUGGAGUCCUGGCUGGAGAAAUGGAACCGCGAAGUCGGGGACAAGGACGGGGUGCACAUCUGGAGUCUGCGCCGGACGGCCUACAUGUCGCUCGAUAUCCAGAUCCCUGAUCCCAAAGUCGGCAUCGUCCCAAGUGAAGGGCCCUCGCUCCCCAAUACCAGGCCCAGUACGGGUGUUGGGAAUUGA